AUGGCAGUGGAGAGUCGCGAGGCGGAGGGGGGGUCAGCGGCCGAGGCGGGCAGGGAGGGGGCGGGGGAGGGGCAGGUCGUCCGCGCGAUCACGCUUAACCAUGGAGAACAUCAAGACGCUACGCUAUAUAGAUUUGAAAAAGGAUGCCGUUUACAAUUCAGCCCCGGUCCGAGCAUGCUCGGUCGAAAGGUGUUCCUGUACACUAAUUAUGUCGUAUCAGACAGUUCGGAAGACAAAAGCGAGCCUGCGUUCGUACGCAACCAGUACUAUGGUCUCGAGUGGAGGAAGGAUGAAGACUCCGAAUCUCUUGGUACCGGCCUUCUGAUCACUGACACGGAGUUCUACUGCGAACUGAGGCUGGCUAAGGCUGGCUCAUUCCACUACUACUUCGUGUAUGACAGCCCCGAGUCCCGCGUGGGUCCUCAAGGCUCGGGCUGGUUCCACGUAGCUCCAACACUUUCCGCGGGAGGAGUUCAAGUUCCGCUGGACGGCGUCAUGUGUCAGACGGUGCUAGCCAAAAGUUUAGGACCCCUGCCUCGGUGGAUGAAAACCCUGAGAGUGGCUCAUGAAGCUGGUUUUAAUAUGAUACACUUCACUCCCGUUCAGGAGUUGGGUGCAUCUAAUUCAAGCUACAGCCUAGCAAAUCAGCUUAAACUGAACCCUCGUUUUAACGACAUUAAUUCUGGCAGGGAUGCCACCUUUGCGGACGUGGAAAACAUCAUCGCUAAAAUACGCAACGACUGGAAGAUGCUGUCUAUAUGUGACGUCGUGUUGAACCACACGGCAAAUGAGAGUGAGUGGCUGACGUCACAUCCGGAAGCCACUUAUAACUGCAUCACAUGCCCUCACUUGAGACCCGCCGCCCUACUUGAUGCUGUACUGGCUAAGUUGGGGGAAGACAUCGCAGCGGGGCGGGAAACACGCCUGCCCACUAAGAUUAACACACAUCAACAAAUUGAGAUCAUCCGUGACAUCCUAUUAAACGAGCGUCUGCCAGAAGCGAAGCUGCACGAGAUGUUCAUCUGUAACGUGGACGAGAUGGUCGACCGGUUCUAUCACAUGGCCAGGAAUAAAGUGCCUCCAGUGAAGAGUGCUGAUAAUUCAUCGGAACUUCGUCUCAUCACGGAUCCUCAGAGGCGUAGGAAGGCAGCCCUUGUAGAUCUAGACCGGGCGCUACAGAUGUACAACGUGUACAGAUCAGACUGCUACGACGAGGACAGUCGUGUGAAGCGUUGCUGCGAGGAGUUCCGUGUGAAGUUAGAACAGUUGAACGAGGCCGCCACUCACACCGUCAACGAACAACUGCGGGCCGCCGUGCAGAACUGUGUAGCGGGGAUGAGUUACUUCCGUCUUCAGUCAGACGGCCCUAAGAUAGAGGAAGUCAGCGAAAAGAAUCCUCUCGUACCAAGAUAUUUCACGUUUCCUGGUCCAUUGGGUAGUAUCUCAGACAUGGAAUCUGUCAUAUACGGCGAGGCAGGCCGGCUAGUGAUGGCCCACAACGGCUGGGUUAUGAACUCCGACCCGCUGCAAGACUUCGCUGACAAGAAACACGACGGUCGAGUGUACUUCAGGAGAGAACUCAUCGCUUGGGGAGAUAGUGUUAAACUGAGGUACGGUGAAAAGCCUGAAGACAGUCCGUUCCUGUGGCGCCACAUGCGGCAGUACGUGGAACUAACAGCAGAAGUCUUCGAUGGAGUUAGGCUUGACAACUGUCACUCCACGCCGUUACAUGUAGCGGAGUACAUGUUGGAUUGCGCCCGUAACGUCAAACCGGAUCUAUAUGUAGUAGCGGAACUGUUUACUAACUCGGACCACGUCGACAAUAUAUUUGUCAAUAGACUCGGUAUAACGUCGCUAAUACGAGAAGCCCUAUCAGCUUGGGAUUCUCACGAGCAGGGUCGUCUGGUACAUCGUUUCGGAGGUCGCGCCGUGGGGUCGUUUUUCACCCCUCAAGUGACCCGCGCCCAGCCUCAAGUGGCACACGCAUUGUUCCUAGACCUAACACACGACAACCCAUCACCGAUCGAUAAAAGGAGUGUGUUCGACCUUCUCCCGUCCGCGGCGCUGGUGUCGAUGGCCAGCUGUGCGAUCGGUUCAACGAGAGGAUACGACGAGCUCGUGCCGCACCAUAUCCACGUGGUGGACGAGGGUCGUAUGUACGCGGAGUGGGAGGAGGGGGAAGGGGAGGGAGUGAAUAAUUCCACCGGCCUUAUAGCGGCCAGGAGGGCGCUCAAUGAUCUACACUUACAUCUAGCAACCUCCGGAUACUCAGAGGUGUACGUGGAUCAAAUGGAUGCUGACGUAGUAGCUGUGACGAGACACGAACCGCACUCGAGAAAGUCUGUUAUUCUGGUCGCCUUCACGGCUUUCAAAGCCCCCGACGAAUCUUUCACCGGCCGCUAUGUUAAGCCGUUACGUUUCGAGGGACAACUAGAGGAAAUUAUUUUGGAGGCGGUGCUGAGACACAAGGAUCACAGGAGCACGGGCCGACCGUUCCAGUCGUGUGGAGAGUUUUCUCGUGACCCGCAGUACAUCAACGGCCUCAGUGACUACGAGGCCAGUGUCCGCUGUGGCGUUCCUCUAGCGCAGUCCAACGUGUUCGUUAGUGAGCGUCGUGACGGAGCCUACACCGUGCUAGAAUUCGGUGUUCUUCCUCCCGGGACGGUGGUCGCGGUGCGUGUAGCCCCACACUCCUCACAAGCGGCAGCGUUGUCCGCUCUCAGACGAGUGACCUGCCAGCAUCCAUCCACUGACCCGCUGAGUCUAUCGCCGGCCCUCACCGACCUCGAUCUAGGAGAUUUCAACGCUCUACUAUAUUGUUGUGACGCGGAGGAACGUGAGCGAUGCGGGGGCGGAGUGUACGACGUGCCGGGACACGGGCCGCUCGUGUACGCGGGGCUGCAGGGCGUGGCCUCACUGCUGGAGGAAAUCGCGCCGCGGGACGACCUCGGACACGCGCUGUGUGACAACCUCCGCGCCGGGGACUGGCUGCUCGACUACCAGUGGCGGCGGUUGGAGUCUGACCCGCGACUGGCCGCGCUCGCGACGAUAUAUAGAGAAGCGUUGAGACCAGUCGGGGAAUUACCGCGUUUUCUGUUGCCGGCUUACUUCGAGGUUAUCAUCCGUUGUAUGGUAGCGGCUGUAAAGCGCGCGGCCCUGGCUCGACUGGGCGGGGUCGCUUUGUCUUCGGGCGUGGCUCGUGAGUUGUCUCUGACGAGUGUCCAGCUGGCCGGGUCAGUGACCUCUGCCCACCUGCCCGCCAUGUCUCCCUCCCUGCCGAUGCUCCGUCCCGCUCGCCCCCUGUCUCUUUCUGCCGGUCUGCCUCACUUCGCCGUGGGCUACAUGAGAUGCUGGGGUCGAGACACCUUCAUCGCUCUACGAGGAAUGUUCAUACUCACGGGCCGUUAUCAAGACGCGCGCUUCCAUAUACUAGGCUUCGCUGCGUGUUUGAGACACGGGCUGAUACCUAAUCUAUUGGAUGGAGGUCGCAACGCUAGAUUCAAUUGUCGCGAUGCGGUGUGGUGGUGGCUGCAGAGUAUAAAACAGUACUGUACGGAGGCACCUCAAGGUUACUCUAUCCUGACGGACCCGGUGUCUCGUAUAUUCCCCAAAGACGACAGUGAGCCGGCGCCACCAGGAGCAGCCGACCAACCGCUGCAUGACGUCAUGCAAGAAGCUCUGGACGUUCAUUUUCAGGGUCUCGUCUUCCGUGAGCGUAACGCCGGCCGACAGAUAGACGCGCACAUGUCCGAUAAGGGGUACAACAUACAGAUCGGAGUGGACCCAGAGACCGGCUUCCCGUUCGGAGGAAACGACGCCAACUGUGGCACGUGGAUGGACAAGAUGGGGUCCUCGGAGACGGCCGGCACGCGGGGGAAGCCCGCCACCCCGCGAGAUGGUAGCGCGGUGGAGCUCGUGGGGCUGGCCUACAGCGUCACGAGCUGGCUGGCGGCGCAGCACCGCUCCGCUAAGUAUCCGUACCCGGGAGUGGCGAGGAGACACCGGGACGGCUCCCUCACCGCCUGGACCUACUCCCAGUGGGCGGAUCGGAUCCGACGCUCCUUCGAGCGACACUUCUGGGUCCCGGCCGCGCCCUCGGCCGCCGACCAGCGGCCCGACCUCGUGCACCGCCGCGCCAUCUACAAGGACACGCACGGCGCCUCGCAGCCCUGGGCCGACUAUCAACUGCGCUGCAACUACGUGGUCGCCAUGGCUCUGGCGCCGGAGCUGUUCGACCCGCGACACGCCUGGCUCGCCCUCGACAAUGUAGAAAGACUGCUGCUUGGUCCUCUCGGCCUCAAGACCCUGGACCCGGAGGACUGGGCCUACCGUCCCGACUACGACAACUCCAACAACAGCUCGGACCCGAGCGUUGCGCACGGCUUCAACUACCACCAGGGCCCGGAGUGGAUGUGGCCGCUCGGCUUCUACCUCCGAGCGCGGCUCGCCUUCGCCCAUGACAACGGUCAGUUCUCCAAGACCGUGGCGGCGUCGUACGCGGCGCUCGGCCCUCUAGUCAAGGAGAUGCGCUCGUCCCCGUGGCGCGGCCUGCCCGAGCUGUCGAACGCGGGCGGCGCCUUCUGUAAGGACUCGUGUCGGUCGCAGGCCUGGAGUUCCUCCUGUGUGUUGGAGGUGCUCCACGACCUCGAGGUGUCGCGCCGAGCGAGGCCGCUGCCUCUCGACUGA
Molecule: messenger RNA, 4686 nt
Organism: Danaus chrysippus (African queen)
Lineage: Eukaryota; Metazoa; Arthropoda; Insecta; Lepidoptera; Nymphalidae
Source: the annotation of a GenBank genome assembly